CAGUCUCUCUCCUCUCUUUUGCAGCUAUACUUCCACUUCACCUUCAGCGCUCAGUAUUUCGUUGUUAUUUUCUUCAUUCUACACAAUCUCUUCACUUCUAUCUUCCAAUUCUCUUGUUUUUCCGUACGCUUGCUGCCUUAAACUACUACUAUUGCUAGCAAAUAGCAGUAGCAUUAAACAAAGAUUGCCCCAUUUUCUUGUUUUUAUGUUUCUAAUUCUCUCAGCAACAAGAUGUUUCCAUUUCAGAGUUACGCUGGAUUCGAGAACUGGUCGAAUCAAAGCUCCAGGUUCGUUCAAGAGCCAAACUGGGUGAGAUUAACCCACGGUGAAGAUUCAGUCGUGAGUUCAGCGUCAAAAGUGGUUGAGAAGAAACAAACGGAAGCUUGCAAAAGUCAUAAGGAAGCUGAGAGGAGACGUAGGCAGCGUAUAAACGGUCAUCUCUCUACACUUCGUACUCUUCUUCCCAACACCACUAAAACGGACAAGGCUUCGUUGUUAGCGGAGGUGGUGCGCCACGUGAAGGAGCUGAGGAGGCAAGCAGCUGACGUGGCAAGACAGGAUGGGAGCUCAUGCAGCAGCAGCAUCAGCGGGUCAUCGGAGACGGAGGCUUGGCCGUUUCCUGGUGAGUCAGACGAGUUAAGCAUCAAUUACUGUCACAAUGAAGGGAGAGUUGUAAAAGCGAGUAUAUGUUGCGAGGACAGGCCGGGUCUGAACUGGGAUCUAAGCCGGGCCAUUGGAUCAGUCGGGGCAAGACCAAUCCGAGCUGAGAUGAUGACGGUUGGUGGGAGGACGAAGAGCGUCGUCGUGAUGGAAUGGAUUGGUGGUGGCGGAGAUAAGGAGAUGGGAUUAUUGAAAAGGGCUUUGAAAGAUGUGGUGGAGAAUCGGGCCUCCGCUUAUAAAAUGGGCCAGGCCUUCCAGGGAAAUAAACGGGCUCGUAUCGGUGGUUUGCUAAACGAGAACGAUGAUGAGCAGCUUCUACUCUCCGGUGGAUUGUUGUAAAUAAAAAAAUUUUAAUAAAAUUAUAUUUACUUA
Molecule: messenger RNA, 1032 nt
Organism: Mangifera indica (mango)
Lineage: Eukaryota; Viridiplantae; Streptophyta; Magnoliopsida; Sapindales; Anacardiaceae
Product: transcription factor bHLH30-like
Exons: 2
Coding region: 232-999 (255 amino acids)
Biological process (GO): regulation of DNA-templated transcription
Molecular function (GO): DNA-binding transcription factor activity; protein dimerization activity
Source: RefSeq, a predicted model, not a curated record